UAUAUCUGAAUUGUACGUUUAUUAGAGCACAGUAUUUAGAGAACACACAAAGCUACCAAAUAUUACUAAAGAGAAAAGGUUCGAGGAAGGGUUUAUUUAGAUAAAAGACACAAUGCUGCGCAUUCCUGGUAUGCCCCUUCUUCCGGGCACGCUGUUCCGCGAUGUAUCCAAAGGUCACUAUCCAAAACCGCAAUCCCUGUCCAACUUCCAAGGACUCAGCAUGCUGAGUGAUCGCCAGCAGCCGCCUCCUGUGGAAUCGGGCAGCGUUACGGUGGACAUAAGUUGUCCGCCAGUCGGGGCUUCCUCCAUAUAUCCACCAAGAUCGGGUCCCCGAAUGCCGCCCUGGUUGGCCUACGAUAAGAAGGUGCUGUGCUUCAGUGCCUACUUUAAGCAAACCCUUCAGGAGGUGUACCAUGCCCCCUACUUGGUGCGCAAAGUCAAGAUAUACUACUAUCUCGAGGACGGUACUUUGGAGAUCUACGAACCGCGGGUGGACAACUCGGGCAUUGUCCAGGGAUGUGUGGUUCAUCGCCAGCGCGUUCCAAAGGCCCCGCCUUGUGAUAACGAGUUUAUGUCCUUAAUUGAUCUAAACGUUGAUCAGACGGUUCAAAUAUUCGACCGUCAGUAUCAUAUUACCAAGUGUGAUCAGUUCACUCGGGAUUUCCUUAACAAACGUGGAAUAACGGUUCCCGAUCCUGUAAAAUCGCCAUGCGAUCCUACCGAGACGAUGAGAAAACGUGAGAACCAACCCAAAUCUGGCAAUUUAAUACCCAAGAACCACCCGUUUGCUCAGUUUCUAAAGUAUGAUCGGCAGAUAUUAAAGUUUCAGGCCUACUGGGAUGAUCGAACCGAGUUCGGCGAUGUACGAAAGUUGGAAGUGUGUUACUAUCUAUCCGACGAUACCAUAGAAAUCAAGGAACAACAUAUUCGGAACUCAGGUCGCGACGGGCCGACAGUAUUUCUUAAACGUGGGCGCUUAGCCAGAGAAUUUGAAGGCCUAGUGCUGCCAGGACAGAUGACUCCAAUGACGCUCUUGAACGUUCUGGGAACAAACAUGCGCAACGUACGCUACUGCGUGGAUCCCCUGAACACGGGCAACAAGGAGAUCCUUUACUAUAAGGAACGUGAUCUUCAGAUUGGCAGCGUGAUCAAUGUGUAUGGCCGAGCGGUGAUAAUCACCGAGCUGGAUCCCUUUACCCAGAACUAUUACCGCCAACGAUAUGGGAUUCAGGACUUCACCCCACUGCCGAUUCCCACCAGAUCGGAUGAUUGUGCGGAUCAUAGGGCGGGGGAACGCCAACUGCCGCCCUAUAAUGGUUGGGGCAGCUAUGAGGAUUCGGUGGGAAACUGCAUUUCGGUGGAGCCCAAGCCGCCCAGAACGGAUUUCAAGAAGUUCAUCAAAUACGAUCGUUACGUUCUGCGUUAUGGUGCCAAAAUGCUCUCGACGAUCAAGGCGAAUUGCGAGCGAAUUUUCGUGAUAAGCUAUUAUCUCUGCGAUGAUACGCUGCAAAUUCAGGAGAUAGCAGUUCGUAACUCCGGUUUCCUGGGCGGGGAGUUCAUGAAGCGAACCCGCCUGGAGUUACCGGGUCAGGAGAAGUUCUCGUGCAAGCAGCCGCAGUACUAUAUGCCCUUCAACUUCUUCAUCGGAUCCACCAUGUCGCUGAAGGACUUCAUCUUUCACAUUGUCUCCGCCGAUGAGUACACCCUUAUGUAUAUGGAGCACCAUCCGGAGACCUUUAGUCAGUCGAAUGUGGUAUUAAUCAUGGAAAAGGUUCGCAAUUCUCUGCAGAAUCGCAUGGCCGAGUUUGUGGGAUCUUGUGUUCCGGAUUGUACAGAUUUGGAGAAGAAGCGAGAUGUUUUCGUGUCCUUCGAGAGCUUCAAGGGAGCACUGAUUGGCAUAAUUGGUAAUAUGAUCAGUGAUCACGAGAUCAUCACUCUGUGUAGGCAUUUUUCGGCGGAGAAGAGUCAACCGCAUGCCUGCGAUAGGUCGACUGUACGGGCAGCGGCUCAUCUGGAACUCAAGAGAUCCCUGUGGAAUGCCCGAGAUGAUCUCAUGGAGCACUUCCAUCACAUCAAUCCCACCAAUCAACCCUUCCUACCGGAAUCCAAAGUGCGAUCGGCCCUUCGCGGGUGUCGUCUUCCCUUCUCUUUGGAACUGAUCGACAAUAUACUAUCCAUACUGAAUCGCAACGAGUGCGAUUAUAUCGAGGUGUGCGACCUGAUGAACUUCAUCGACGUAUCCUGUGGCAAGGGAUGCGACAUGGUGCCCGUCAAUCACGCCUUCGAGCUGUGCCCCAAGAUCCCGUUCCUGAACAAGGGUCGUGUGGUGAACUUCACCUGUUUCCUGCGGGAACUGAGUCUGCCCCUCAAUUUGCCCACUGGAGGCGAGAAGAACCACGACACGAUUGGCGAAACCAGGAUACUGCCUCCGUCGGUGGAAGCCGAGUUCCACAAGCACGAGGAGGACUCCCCUCACUCGUAGUCUAAGAAACAUCUAUAGCUAUCUAUAACAAGCGUUACACAUUGUUCGUUCCAAAUUUUUGGUUGUAAUUCCUUCAUUCAGAUUCUAAAUAUAUUUAAAAUUGCACUUGA
Molecule: messenger RNA, 2592 nt
Organism: Drosophila subpulchrella
Lineage: Eukaryota; Metazoa; Arthropoda; Insecta; Diptera; Drosophilidae
Gene: Efhc1.1
Product: EF-hand domain-containing family member C2
Exons: 4
Coding region: 113-2482 (789 amino acids)
Biological process (GO): regulation of neuron projection development
Cellular component (GO): microtubule
Source: RefSeq, a predicted model, not a curated record